AUGACAUUAGCCCAAUUGGGUCUAUGCGCAGGCAGCAUCUACGCCUGUUUCCUAGCCUGGGGAUUGCUUCAAGAAAGGCUGACCACAACAGCCUAUCCCAUCCCUCAUGAUUCGACCUACAAGGACCAACUUUCCGCUUCAUUGCAUGGUCAAUCUCUCGAAUACUUUCAAUCUCCCUUAUUGUUGAAUUGGACGCAGGCUAUCGCCUGUUCCAUUGUAGCCGUUGCCUACCUCGUCGCAGGCAACUCGCGCAGCACCGCCUCGAAGGGGAAAAGUAUCUGGAGAGUGCUCGGAUUGGACGUGCUCAGCGUGAGCGGUGCAGAGCGAGCGCAAAAGCCGGCAUUCACAUCGGCAUCUCAAGUCAGACCUGAUGGCCUCUCGACGACGCGGAGGAGGAUAUCGCCCCUCUUUGUUCGAUAUCUCGCCAUCGCAGCUUUCCAAUCGACGGCCUCCCAAUUAGGUCUACUAAGCCUGUCGCACGGCAUUUCGUACCCUACUUUGACGCUGGCAAAAUCCUGCAAGCUUCUACCCGUGCUUAUUGCCAACGUGGUCAUCUAUCGGCGCAAAUUUGCUCCUUACAAGUAUGCCGUUGUGCUGCUGGUAACGGCAGGCAUUAGCGCAUUCAUGCUGGCCGCGCCCAGCAAGAAGAAGUCCUCAUCGGGGGGAGAUACGCUCUUCGGAAUGGGAUUGCUCAUUGCUAAUUUGGCAUUGGACGGGGCAACGAAUAGUACGCAAGACGACGUCUUCUCCAAAUGGUCAAUCGCUGGACCGCAGAUGAUGCUACUGAUGAACCUACUAAGCUCGAUCCUGAUGGGUUUCAGUCUGAUCCUUCCUCUUCCAGGAGUAGGCUCAUCCUCAAGCUCACAAGGAUCAAAUGAACUUUCUUCUGCUCUCGCAUUUAUCCACAGACACCCGCAAGUUGUCAAGGACUUGGCAGGAUACGCAUUGGCGGGCGCUUUUGGACAAAUAGCCAUCUUUGAAACGCUAGAGAGGUUCGGAAGCUUGACUCUGGUCUCCAUCACUGUGAGUUCGAAUACAUCCCCCCUCUAUUGCAAGUUGACCCUCUUCGCUCACAUUCUGUGGACUCUGUCGUGAUCAGGUGACGCGCAAAUUAUUCACCAUGCUGCUCUCCAUCGCAGUGUACGGCCACAAGCUCAACCCGACACAGUGGAUAGGAGUAGCGGUUGUCUUCUUUGGACUCGGCAUAGAAGCGAGAGAAAAGAGGAGGGAGGGUUUGCAAAAGCAAAAAGCGAAGGAGGAGGUGGAAAGAAAAGCUAAGCAAGUCAAGAGCAAGUGA
Molecule: messenger RNA, 1297 nt
Organism: Ceraceosorus bombacis
Lineage: Eukaryota; Fungi; Basidiomycota; Exobasidiomycetes; Ceraceosorales; Ceraceosoraceae
Source: the annotation of a GenBank genome assembly